This is a messenger RNA of Paramecium octaurelia, 1443 nucleotides long. The record is from the annotation of a GenBank genome assembly. NCBI's taxonomy places the organism in Eukaryota, Ciliophora, Oligohymenophorea, Peniculida, Parameciidae.
AUGGAAUUAGAAAAAACUUUAUAUAGAGUUCAAGAACGAAUUUUGAAUUAUGGAUAUGUUCCUUAAUUCACAAAUAUUUGCAGCAUUUUUUUGUUAAGCAUGGCAUCAAUACACUUGCUUAUAAUUUGGAGAUUGAGUUACAGGAAUAUUAAUUAAAUCGAAUUUGAUCAAAAUCAUAAGGACUAUCUCUACAAUUAUAAGAUAGUCGAGGGUGACAGUACAUUGCUAACAAUGAAAUAUUCUAGCACCCCUGAAUUAUUGCACUUAAGAACGGAACUACUAGAAUAGCACAAUUUCACAAUUAAAAACAUUACUGUAGAAUAUAAUAGUCUUUUUGAAAGUAGGUUUUAAGCGUUGCUUUCUUAGUCGAUUAAUUUGGAAACUUUAUUCCUGCAUGAUGUCGCCUACUCAAUAAAUUCAAAUAUUUAUGUGAAAAAUAACUCUACAAAUCAUACAUUCCAUUGGAGAUAAAAAUAAGAUGUAGCUCAAAAUUACACUCAAAAAAUAUCUAAAACUUUAUGGGAAUUCUUUGUCAUCACUUUAGGGCUGUUCAUCUCUUCAGCUGUUUCGUCACUCUAUAUUAAAAUCACAAUUAUUUGUGCUCCAGUCAUCAUCAUCAUUAUGCGUAACACAUUAUUAUCAUUAUCAAUUCUAGUUGAAGUAUCUUAUAUCUUUGGCAAUAGACAAAUAUUCCCAAUAUUUUUGGCACGAGCAUUCCCCUGGAUAGGACUAUAUUUAAAUAUUCUGGAUAGAACACAACGCUCAAAGAAAUAACUUAUCAUAGCUUUUACUUUAAUGCUAUUCCUAAUUUAUUUCAUUUACUUGUCCUCAAUCUUUAUUGGAAGCUACCUAUUGUUUAAGGCUUAAGUUCCCUAUGGUUUGGAGGAUAAUUUUUUUGGGUAUCUAUCAUUUUAGAAUUCUAAAGUUUAGUUACAGUCAGUGAAUUUGCCUCCCUAUUGUUUUUGAGAACACGGACCUCUUUGUACUUUUUACCAAAAUUUACUAUCAUAUUCUAUUACCUAUUCCUAUGGUAUGUUAGAUCUACAAGUAAAAUCACAACAUUCAUAUUAGCCUAUGGUUUCUAUUCACUUGCAAUGCUUACACUAUCUUAUGCAUGUUUCGGAACAUUCUGCUUAUUUAUUUUCAUCUAUGAAAUCCCGAGUUUAGAAUGGAACCCUCUAUCAUUUUAUACGCCAACACUUGAUAGGCCUCGCUGCUACUAUUUACCUGUAUUUUCAAUGAAUUGGGUUAAUGAAUUGCCAUAACUGUGGACCAUGUUUUACCCUUUGCAUGGAAGAAGGUACAUUAUGCAUAUAUUUAAUCAAUAGAUAUUUUCAAAUUUAAAAUUUAGCCUUGGUAGAUCGAAACUUUCCACUUCUCAACAAUCUCUUAGAUAUUGAAAUGCAAGAAUAAUAGUGAGUUAUUUUAAAUAUUCAAUUGAAU